AUGCCCGCCAAGGCAAGCAAGGCCAGCAAACGCAAGCGUGGCAAAAGUGCAAUUCGAGCUCAACCUGUGGUCCCACAGCCACUGCAUCCAAAUACAAAGCUCGACUUAGCUCUCAGCACUCAAAUAGUCCAAACAGCCGUGGCCGCUAUCUUCUUCCAGAUCAUUCACAUUAGGAAAGUGUUUAAAGACCACCCUUGGCAGCCACGAAUUUAUCACCCAGAGGAUCCCAACAAUUCAUACGAUGCCUACGUCAACCGUCAAGAUUUCGCACCCCCUCCACACGAAUACAUGUAUUGGCGUGUUCCAAAGCGCGGUGAGGGCGAACAGGUCGAUAAAUUAAUGAAUGUUCUUGAAUCCGUUGCAAAAGAGCCCAUUGAGAAGAGAUACUUGCAAAAGCUUCAGCUAUGCUUUCAUACAGCUGACGGACAAGAAGUAUCCGAAAAUAACCUCAUCGAGUCAUACUGUUUGACAUUCGAAUAUGUGAACGGCAGGGCUUCCUCGCGGCUGAGUGAACGGGUCAGGAAUGCAGUAACCCAAGAGUUCACGACUUUGGUUCUGUCUGAAGGUCGCCGAAAGCUCAUUGAUAUGGCCGAAGAGUUAUUCAAGCGUCUAGGUCACACUGAUAGGUUUGGGAGAUUGACGCAGUAUCCGUUACCAGGCAAGUUCUCCGAUUAUCGUUUGAAUAUACUCGCCGAGUAUAACGACUCUGCUCCUACAAGUUAUCAACCGACCUAUUUCAAGCCCGGUAAUUUAGCCACAGAAGCUCUUUUGAGUCUCUGCAAUAGUGAUCCGGAGCUCUCGAUGGACACAGGCCACCAUAGAAUCUCUGCAGGACUGCUUCUUCCAAGCUCUGGAAGUUCUCCAGCGCGUAUGCCACAAAGACAAAUACUCGCACACAGUAACACCUCGCCAGCCGAGUCGAGGGCGCCUUCACAACCCAUCGGUAGACUAGAGUCGAGCCAACCUCCCCAGAAACGUGGACAUUACCUUCGUCUUGGUUCCAUCAAUGGCGAUGGAAUCCAGAGGGAAAUGUCACAUCGGCUCCAAACCAUGGGUGAUUCUAGAGCUCAACACCAUUUCACUCAAGAUACUCAACACCUUCAAAAAGACCAAUCACUACCUCGUCAAUCCCAGCAAGCUCAAUCUGAGCCAGUCGUUGCCCCUCCAUACACGCAAGACAUCAUGAACUAUUUUAAUAGUCGCUUGGCAGAGCACACAGGUGCUGCAGGUGAUGAUGAUCUCGACGGACCUCAAAGUAUCGGCUACAAUGGUGACCGUAUUGUCGAGUGUGAAUGCGGCUGCCAAGAGAAUGGUCCGUCAAUGAUAUACUGCGUGGACUGCCGACGUUCCCAGCACUCGGAAUGCUAUGGAUAUCUAGAUGGCGAAGGACCCUCGAACCAUCUUUGUUACAGUUGUUUGGCGGAAAUAUACAAGGAAGAGAAACAACAGAUCACCGCUGCUUCUGAACUUUGUGUAGGACGUCACAUUUUGUGGUUCCUGCGUAAUAAACGCGUUGCAGUCUCUUUCUCAGAGCUUGUUGAUUACUUGGGUCGUAGUCUCGAGUUCACUGAGGAGCUCAUGGAAGUCCUGGAGCUUUCUGGUUUCGUUCAAAAGCUCAACAAGACCAAACAGCUUCGCAAUCAAACUUUCCGAUAUAUUGGCAAUGACGACUCCUUGCGUGAGGAAUACUUCCAGCCGCAGAGAUAUAUCAACCAUUUGUUUGCAAUUCCAGAUGCACCCCGUCUAGGAAAGCUUGCAGACCCAAAGUCUUCAAUUGCCCUUGACGAUUUCAAUACACCCAAUGCCAAAGCUUCAGGUCCAGCACACGUGUUCGACGAUGGCACGACGGAAGGAGAGCCGAGUCCUCGACUCUCGACAUGCGGAACACCCUUACCAAGUGACAAUGAGUUUCAUCAUCUGCAGAGCAUUGCACGACGCGGUUUGCUCUUCAGUCCAAACGAAACUGGUAGGCGUGCCUCGAAGCGCUUCGCAGAAUCCCAUUCUCCAGUCGAAGCUGUCAAGCGCAUGAGAACUUCUCGAGCCAGCCCCAUUCUCGAGUCCACGGGAUUGAAUUGA
This is a messenger RNA of Mollisia scopiformis, 2076 nucleotides long. RefSeq lists its product as uncharacterized. The record is from RefSeq and is a predicted model, not a curated record. The coding region runs from base 1 to 2076 and encodes 691 amino acids. NCBI's taxonomy places the organism in Eukaryota, Fungi, Ascomycota, Leotiomycetes, Helotiales, Mollisiaceae. The transcript is spliced from 10 exons.